Molecule: messenger RNA, 1953 nt
Organism: Camellia sinensis
Lineage: Eukaryota; Viridiplantae; Streptophyta; Magnoliopsida; Ericales; Theaceae
Product: cytochrome P450 734A1
Molecular function (GO): iron ion binding; heme binding; monooxygenase activity
Source: RefSeq, a predicted model, not a curated record
UGACGUGUGCAUGUGAGAUGAGAAAGAUUUAACAGUUAAGGGUAAAAUAGUAAAUACGAAUGUUUCAUAUUUUUGUAAUAUAUUUUUCACUUGUCAUUCCUGUUGAAAUUUAAAAAAAAUUCUCACUGAUUUGUGGUUUACAUCUUCUGCCAACCCACCGAUUAUUUCACCAAUUUUCAAUCCGCUCUGAAUUCUGAUCACCAAACGAGCCCACCAUUUCAUCUUCUUUAUCCAAAGUCAAAAACCCAUCUCUCUCUCUCUCUCUCUCUCUCUCUCACACACACACACACCCCUUCAAACAUGCCUCUUUUAGUUCUGAUGGUGAUCUUGAUACUUCUCUCAAUCCUCUUAAUAAAAUUCAUACACUCAAUCAUAUGGAUCCCACUGAAGUUUCAACAACACUUCAGGAAGCAAGGCAUAGGGGGGCCUAGCUACCGUCCGAUUAUCGGAAACUCGGCCGAAACCAGACGGCGUAUGAUCGCGGAAGCUGAAUCGAGGCCGAUAUCGUUCAACCAUGAUAUAGUUGGGAGGGCGAUUCCGCACUACUACAACUGGUCAAGGGUUUAUGGGAAGACAUUUCUGUACUGGUUCGGACCGAAGCCGCGAUUGGCUAUAGCCGAACCGGAGAUGAUUAAGGAGGUGUUGCUGAAUAAGAAUGGGUCGUUUGACAAGGUUGGGUUCAACCCAUUGUCUAGGUUGCUCUUUGGACAAGGACUUGUUGGGUUAACUGGUGACAACUGGGCCCUUCAUAGGAGAAUUACAAGCCAGGCUUUCAACAUGGAGACAGUUAAGGGUUGGGUGCCAGAAAUUGUGGCUAGUACCAUGAAGAUGUUACAGAAGUGGAAGGCAGAAAGAGGAGGGAGAGAUGAAUUUGAGUUGGAGGUGCACAAACAACUUCAUGAGCUCUCUGCGGAUAUCAUAUCUAGGACGGCUUUCGGGAGUAGUUUUGAAAAAGGAAAGCGCAUUUUUGAAUUACAAGAACGCCAAACAAUUCUAGUGUUACAAGCCAUAAGGAGUGUCUACAUUCCUGGAUUUAGGUUCUUGCCCACUAAGAAGAACAGAAUGAGGCAGCAGUUGGAGAAGGAAACUCGAGAAUCAAUAAGGACACUAAUUAUUAACAACAAAACUAGAGAAAAUCCAAAAAGUCUACUUUCUUUGUUGUUGUCUGUCCAUAAGAAUCAGGAUGGGGAAGAAGAGAGAUUAGGAGUGGAAGAAAUCAUAGAUGAAUGUAAGACAUUUUACUUUGCAGGAAAGGAAACCACUGCCAAUCUUUUGACUUGGGCACUUCUGCUGCUAGCAUUACACCAAGAAUGGCAAAGCAAGGCUCGAGAAGAAGUGUUUUGCAUUUGCAGGGAUAGUGAGCUCCCGACUGUUGCGAAUUUAAAUGACUUCAAGACUGUGAGCAUGAUACUAAAUGAAACAUUGCGACUUUACCCUCCAGCAGUGAUGUUGAUGAGGCAAACAUCCAAAAAUGUGACGCUAGGCGGGCUCGACGUUCCAGCUAACACCCAACUCUAUCUGGCCAUGACUGCUGUUCAUCAUGAAACUGAGAUAUGGGGAGCAGAUGCUAAUGAGUUCAAUCCUUUGAGAUUUACCGGGGCUCGAAAGCAUCUCGCCGCAUUCUUUCCAUUUGGUUUGGGUGCCAGAAUUUGCGUAGGUCAAAAUUUGGCAGUAAUGGAAGCCAAAAUUGUUUUAGCUAUGAUCGUCCGACGGUAUAUUUUCUCAAUAUCACCCUCAUAUGUGCAUGCCCCAAUUCAGUACAUGACCUUGCAACCUCAACAUGGUGCACACAUUCUCUUCAGGAACAUUACAAGUUGAAUUUUUGUCUGAAAUAAUGUUUGGUUUUAUUGUUGUUUGGAUCUAGUAAAAUUUCACUGUCUUGUACAUGUAUAAUUUGCUAUGUUUGACAUUAAUCUUUUAGAAUAUACCAUAUGCUGAGCUCGGUUGAACCCA